Messenger RNA from Drosophila rhopaloa, 507 nucleotides. It is a transcript of the gene Lcp65Ad, whose product is annotated as larval cuticle protein 65Ag1. The record is from RefSeq and is a predicted model, not a curated record. Bases 57 to 383 code for a protein of 108 amino acids. Gene Ontology annotation, molecular function: structural constituent of chitin-based larval cuticle. Lineage: Eukaryota; Metazoa; Arthropoda; Insecta; Diptera; Drosophilidae. Gene Ontology annotation, cellular component: chitin-based extracellular matrix. The transcript has 2 exons.
UCCUCGAAACCAGCACUUGAGCCAACUGUCCCAGACAACACCACUCCAGCUCCAAGAUGAAGUUCACCAUGGCCAUCGCUCUCACCUGUCUCCUCGCCUGUGUCCUGGCCGCUCCUCCGGCCAGCCAGCAGGAAGCCCAGGUGCUGCGCUUCGACAGCGACGUCCAGCCCGAGGGCUACAAGUUCGCUGUGGAGACAAGCGACGGCAAGUCGCACCAGGAGGAGGGCCAGCUGAAGGACGUGGGCACCGACCACGAGGCCAUCGUGGUGCGCGGAUCCUACGCCUAUGUGGGUGACGAUGGCCAGACCUACACCAUUAACUACGUCGCCGACGAGAACGGAUUCCAGCCCGAGGGAGCCCAUUUGCCCAGAGCCGUUCAAUAAAUCGAAUCCAUCUCCCCACAAGGAACCCGAUUGAAAGUCAAUCGCCAAUCAUGUUCCAGUCCAGCGUAAAUGUGUUAACUAUGUUUAAGUUUCGGCGGAAAAGCAUCAUGCUUUUCGUAUUAAA